AUGCUUUACUACGUAUUAUUCUUUCUUGGCAUCAUCUCUCUGUGGUGGCAUUGGAGGGCAAGAAGGAGGAUGAGGGUUACGAAUCUUACCGGAAAAUACAUAUUCAUCACUGGAUGUGACACAGGAUUUGGAAAUAUGGCAGCAAAGGUUUUUGAUAAAAAGGGAUUCCGUGUUUUUGCCAGCUGUCUGACUGAAACAGGAGCCAAAGAGUUAAAAGCUGUGACCUCGAAGCAGCUUCAGACAGUGCUGCUAGAUGUGAGAGAUUCAGACAGUAUUAAAAAAGUGGCUGCAAGGGUCAAAGCUGAAGUUCAGUCAGAAGGUCUUUGGGGACUUGUCAAUAAUGCUGGGAUUAUGGGGAUAUCAGCUCCUACAGACUGGCUGGAUAUUGAGCACUUUAGAGAACCAAUUGAAGUUAAUUUAAUUGGACUCAUAAAUGUUACAAUAAAUAUGCUUCCCUUGAUAAAAAAAGCAAAGGGAAGGAUAGUAAAUGUAUCCAGUGUUGGAGGUCGCCUAGCAUUCAGUGGUGGAGGCUAUUUUGCUUCAAAGUUUGGGGUAGAAGGAUUUAAUGACAGCUUAAGGAGAGAUAUGAAAGCUUUUGGAGUUAAGGUUUGUUGCAUUCAACCUGGACUGUUCAAAACAGCAUUAUCCAAUCCAACAAAAAUUAUGAAAGAGAAGGAGGUUAUUUGGAAUAAGCUUCCCCCUGAUAUUAAAAUGCAAUAUGGAGAGGACUAUUUUCAGAAAGAUGCAGCAAAGAAACAAAAGCUGUCCAAGAUGUGUCUUAACGAGGACAUUUCACCGGUUGUUCAGUGCAUGGAGCAUGCCCUAACCAGCCUCCAUCCACAUGCCCAUUACAUUGUUGGGCAGGAUGCCAAGUUGUUUUGGAAUCCCCUCUCAAGAAUGCCAGCAAUCAUACAAGACUUCCUACUGCUGCAGAACAGAGUAGAGCUUGCAGUUUCCCAUGCAAAGUAA
This is a messenger RNA of Haliaeetus leucocephalus (bald eagle), 969 nucleotides long. It is a transcript of the gene DHRS9, whose product is annotated as dehydrogenase/reductase (SDR family) member 9. The transcript has 4 exons. Bases 1 to 969 code for a protein of 322 amino acids. The record is from RefSeq and is a predicted model, not a curated record. Lineage: Eukaryota; Metazoa; Chordata; Aves; Accipitriformes; Accipitridae.